Molecule: messenger RNA, 2420 nt
Organism: Tricharina praecox
Lineage: Eukaryota; Fungi; Ascomycota; Pezizomycetes; Pezizales; Pyronemataceae
Product: mitochondrial outer membrane 72K protein
Exons: 6
Coding region: 208-2049 (613 amino acids)
Biological process (GO): intracellular protein transport
Cellular component (GO): mitochondrial outer membrane
Molecular function (GO): protein-transporting ATPase activity; protein binding
Source: RefSeq, a predicted model, not a curated record
AGUAACCUGUGGGUUGGGUGGUUCCAUUCCUGAGCUGCACCUCCCUAGAGACCAGAAAGUCCCCGAGCGAAGUCCGUUUCCAUCCACCCAAGAAACUCGAAUCCGUUUCAUCUCACACUCACCCCUCCUUCAGCACACCUAGCUCCGUCGAGCGGAAAUAUUUGUUUCGCACCAUCACCCUCUGUUCUUCAACGCUUGGGAAGUGCAAUGAGCUCGACGACUGUUCACACGGUUCACCCGAUCACCGCCGGUUCUUCCACGUCGGGCCCGGCAUCGACAUCAUUAUGGACCAAACUCUCCGGCUACAUCUCUGAGCACAAGGCUGUUGUCUACACGGUCGGUGCGGUGGUGAUCGUCGCCACAGCCGGUGGCAUCUACUACAUCACGCAGUCGGGGAACGACGGUGAAGCAAAGGAAAAGAAAAGCAAGAAAGACCGACGGAAAAAGGACGUCAAAGACAGCGCACCAGAGAAGGCGGACGUUCCAAGUGAUUCUAGGAAGCCGGCCGUCGCCAGCGUCGAUAACAUCCCGGAAGUGGACGAGAACACCGUUGCAUCGCUGACUGACGAGCAACGCACUGCAUAUGCGGCAAAAUUGAAGGCGGCCGGCAAUAAGGCCUACAGCGCCCAGGAUUACCCACGCGCCAUCGAGCUCUACUCCAAAGCCAUCCUAUGCAAGCGGGAUCCCAUCUUCUACUCGAACCGCUCGGCCUGUUACAAUGCGCAGGGAGACUGGAGAAAGGUUGUGGACGACACCACCAUAGCCAUCUCAAUGGAUCCGGAGUAUGUCAAGGCGCUUAACCGCCGCGCCAACGCUUUCGAGCAGCUCGAGAAGUACAGCGAGGCUCUCUUGGAUUUCACCGCCAGCUGCAUUAUCGAUGGAUUCCGGAACGAGACCUCGGCGCAGAGCGUGGAGAGGCUGCUCAAGAUGGUUGCUGAAACCAAGGGCAAAGCAAUGCUUGAGGCGAAGCCCAAGAAGUUGCCAUCCCCGACUUUUGUGUCCAACUACCUUCAAAGCUUCAGGCCACAGCCUUUCCCGAAAGGACUCGAGGAGGGCGCUGUACUCGAUGACACCUCGGGUGACUACCACCUUCAGGCUGGAUUAGAUGCUAUAAGGCGAAAGACGGCAGAUGCCUACAAUCUUGCGGCGGAGUCAUUCGAGAAGGCCAUGGAGGCGGGAACAAGCCAUGAGGCCGUUGCCCUCAACUACAGGGGAACUUUCAAGUACCUCCGAGGCGAUUCCGAGGGUGCACUUGAGGAUCUCUCCCGGAGCAUUGAGCUGGAUCCCACAAUGUCACAGAGCUAUAUCAAGCGCGCCAGCAUGAGGCUGGAACUCGGGGAUAGAGACGCCGCGGCCGUGGACUUCCAGGCCGCAAUUGAACACAAUCCUGACGAUCCUGACAUCUACUACCACCGUGCUCAGCUGCAUUUCAUCUGCGGCGAAUUUGGCGGGGCCGCUAAGGAUUACCAGAAGUCAAUUGAGCUCGACGGUGACUUCAUCUUCUCUCACAUCCAGCUUGGUGUGACCCAGUACAAGAUGGGAUCGAUCGCCUCGUCGAUGGCCACCUUCAGGCGGUGCAUCAAAAACUUCGACAAGGUCCCUGAUGUGUACAACUACUACGGGGAGCUCUUGCUGGACCAGCAAAAGUAUCAGGAGGCCAUCCAGAACUUUGACAUGGCCAUCGAAAUGGAGAAGCAGACCAAGCCCAUGGGUAUGAACGUACUGCCGUUGAUUAACAAGGCAUUGGCUCUCUUCCAGUGGAAGCAGGACUACAGUGAGGCGGAGAAGCUUUGCGAGCGCGCAUUGCUACUUGACCCCGACUGCGAUAUCGCUGUUGCCACCAUGGCACAGCUACUUUUGCAGCAAGGAAAGGUUAAUAGUGCGUUGGAGUACUUCGAGCGUGCGGCAUCACUCUCCCGAACGGAGGCCGAAAUUGUGAACGCUCUCUCGUAUGCCGAGGCAACACGCACGCAACUUCAAGUCCAGGAGAAGUACCCUCAACUCGCUUCGAAAUUGCAGGGAAUGGCGGGAGGAAUGGGCCCCAGGUAGGCAAAAACAUCUAUAUGUACAGUAGUUCCUUCGGCAAACUCAUUGAUGGUGUCUUUAGUUUUAGUGGAUAGGUGAAAUUGUAUUGGUCUCUGAUUUGAGUACAAAAAGGAUUGUGCGAAUGCUGCUUUCCACACACGUGUAGUUAAAGAAUGCCCUGUUGUUCCCUCUCUCUUCUAUCUCUAUCCGCCUGCUCUAUUUUUCCGGUCUAGUUUGUUGGGAUCUUUUGGCCACUGAAACGAAUAUGUACAUAGGAUUUCAGUUGUGAAGGCAUUUAAAUCGGUAGAUAGGUGACUUAUGACCCGUACAUGCUCUCGGGGUUUAGGUACCUAGAUUGGCAGUGAUGAAACGGGGUACAAUCCACGAAAUAUCAC